Messenger RNA from Saccostrea cuccullata (small rock oyster), 3075 nucleotides. RefSeq lists its product as uncharacterized. Lineage: Eukaryota; Metazoa; Mollusca; Bivalvia; Ostreida; Ostreidae. The coding region runs from base 378 to 3041 and encodes 887 amino acids. Gene Ontology annotation, cellular component: cytoplasm. The record is from RefSeq and is a predicted model, not a curated record. The transcript has 7 exons. Gene Ontology annotation, molecular function: 3'-5'-DNA exonuclease activity; nucleic acid binding. Gene Ontology annotation, biological process: DNA catabolic process.
ACAAGCACACCAGGUUAGAUCAUUCCUCAUACACUUGUCUAUUUGAAGAAAUAAAUAUGCUAUAUUUGAUUUAAUAAAUUUACCACACAAUAAGGACAUAUUUUCUUACUAUAUAAAUAUAUUUUGAACAGAUGAUGUCAUUGUGUCUCACCCACAACAAGAAGCAAACGACAUGGACGAGCCUGUAGGAUUUCAUGACUGUAUCACAAGCACACCAGGUUAGAUCACUCCUUAUACACGUAUUUAUUUGAAGAAAUACAUAUGCUAUAUUUGAUGUAAUAAAUUUACCACACAAUAAGGACAUAUUUUCUUACUAUAUAAAUAUAUUUUGAACAGAUGAUGUCAUUGUGUCUCACCCACAACAAGAAGCAAACGACAUGGACGAGCCUGUAGGAUUUCAUGACUGUAUCACAAGCACACCAGACGAUGUCAGUGUGUCUCACUCACAACAAGAAGCAAACAACGUGGACGAGAAUGUACGAUUGCAUGUACCAUACUAUCUGGAUGAGCAUGACUAUGCACAGAGAGAAGAUGAAGUAGACACUGAAUUUAUCCUUGUUGAUGAUGAUAGUAGUAAAAGUGAUAAACAGAUAGAAUGGUUCACAGGAAGACGUGUAAUAGAAUUAGGAUAUGUUGUGAACAAACUCAUUGAGGGCUGUAACUUUUGUAGACAUCCCUUGAAAUUAACUGAUAUUUGUGGUGAAGUGAGAUAUGGCCUUGGUUCAUUACUGCGAAUAAAUUGUAAAAAGUGCAACAAAGUGACUUCUGUUCCAAGUGGAAAGAGACACUCACAAUUGGAUGACCAUGCCAGCAGAGCAUUUGAUGUAAACACAAAGCUAGCUUUAGGUGUGUAUGAGAUCUCCAUCAAAGGAAUGCUACAUGCAGGCAUAGGGGAGAAAAAGGUAUCCAUGCUCUUGAGUGUAUUGAAUAUUCCUCCUCUUUCUCACACAACUUUAAAAUGUAAAGAGAGAGAAGCUGGUAAAGCCGUAGAAGACGUUGCAAGGCAAAGUUGUGAUUCUGUGGUUACUGCAGAGAGAGAAUCUUCUAGUAAUAAUGAUGAGUUGAUGGUGUCAUUUGAUGGUGGAUGGCAGAAAAGGGGAUCAGGGCGUUCUUUUUCAAGUUUAUCUGGUCAUGCAGCAAUGAUAGGUAGAGAAACCGGCAAAAUAGUAAAUUUUGCAACACGCAAUGGAUACUGCAGAAUAUGUCAUCAUGCAGAUAAAACAGGGAAGGCUCCAUCAACUCACGACUGCCGUAAAAACUGGACGGGGAGUUCCAAAGCUAUGGAGCCAGACAUGUGCAUUGAAAUGCUAAAAGAUCUAGGCGAAAAGGAGGCUCGUGUUGGAACCAUAAUCAUGGACAAUGAUACUACCACCAUAGCAAGAGCAAGAACUGAGGUAAACCCAGCUUUGAAGAAACAAAGUGACAAAAAUCACACACUGAAACAGUUUACGAACAAAUUGUAUGACUUGAAAAAGUGUAAAAACUAUAAGGAACUAAAUCCUAAGACAAUAAGUCACUUAUCAAAGUGCUUCAAAUAUUGUGUCAGCCAAAAUCAACAUGACAUAGAUGGUAUGAAGAAAAACUUGGAGGCCAUAUCCAAACAUGUAUUUGGUGAUCACAGCGUGUGUGGAUCUUGGUGUGGGUAUCUUUCAUCACCGACAACGUACAAACCCCUUCAGUUGCCAUACCACCGCUAUCUAGCAGACGAAGGAUUGAAAGUUGAUCUGACAUCCAUAGUUGACUUUUACAUUUCACAGGCUGAUAGAUUGGUGGAUUUAGGAAGUACCCAGCCCAAUGAAAGUUUCAAUAAUACAGUGGCAAGCAAGACACCUAAAUCAACAUUCUACUCUGGCUCAGAGAGCAACGACUUUAGAGUAGCUGCAGCGGUUGCACAAAAAAAUUUGGGUCAUCAAUAUAUAUUACAGGUAAAUGAAAAAUUGUUUCUUUCACCUGGGAAAGUGACCAGCAAAAUUGCCAUGAAAACAGACUUGAAAAGAAAAAAAGACAAAGACAAAGAAGACACAGAAGAGUACAAGAAAAGAAGAGCCUUGAAAAAAGCUGAGAGCAAGAAAAGUCAAGAAUCAGCAGCAGUGAAAGAGGGGAUCACAUAUGAAACUGAUGCCGACAUCAAUAAUAAUGUAGACAACAGCAUUACAGAAAUACCCCCUCCUCUCACCAAACCCAUCCCAACACCCAUAGCAGCUGGGCAGCAUACAUUUGUAUACUUUGACUUAGAAACAACAGGUCUUGAUAAAGAUUGUGAAGUAACACAGAUUGGAGCUUGUACUGAUGAUAAAACCUUUUCCCAAUAUGUCACUCCUCCAACAAAACCAAUCUCUGCUUCCGCUACAGCCGUGACUGGACUAGCCAUCAGAGACAACAUCAUGUACAAGAAUGGACACCAAGUUCACAGUAAGACAACCGAGGAAGCUUUUCAGUCAUUUAUUGAUUGGAUGAAGCAAUUUACAAACAUUAUAUUGGUUGCUCACAAUGCAGUGUUUGAUUCCAGAGUCAUUGUGCGUUUAUUUCAUUCCGCGGGACUGUGUGCCAGUGACUUCUUUAUUGGAUUUACCGACACACUGCCAUUAUGUAGGGAAUUCAUCCCAGGUAGAAAAUCCUACAAGCUGACAGAUCUAGCUAAAGACAUAUGUAGUAGGCAUUAUGAUGCCCAUGAUGCUCUGUCUGAUGCUCAGACCUUACAAGAACUGAUGUCAUGUGUAAAAGCUUCAUCUGAUAUGAUGCUCAAACAUAGUUUUACCACUCAGUUUGUUUUUGAAAACAACUCUUUUGCAGAUUUGACCAGCAGAAAUUUAUGUUCUUUACAACAUCUUGUAGACAGCAAUGUAUUGUCAAAAUUCACUGCAAACAAAGUUGCAUCAUCUGGCCUGCAUUUUCAGCAUCUUUGUCUUGCCCAUCAGAGAGAUGCAGUAAAUGGAAUAAAGUAUGUAUUGUCUGACAAACAUGCAACAGGUAAAGUGAGAGUUACUACAAAUUCUAGAAUUAUUUCUUCUCUUCAACAGUAUUUUAUGAAUUUGAAAUGAAUUCUUGAAUACAACACAAUGUACAUGUAUUGUA